This is a messenger RNA of Neocloeon triangulifer, 3408 nucleotides long. Its product is annotated as mucin-5AC-like. Gene Ontology annotation, cellular component: membrane. The transcript has 9 exons. Gene Ontology annotation, biological process: signal transduction. The record is from RefSeq and is a predicted model, not a curated record. NCBI's taxonomy places the organism in Eukaryota, Metazoa, Arthropoda, Insecta, Ephemeroptera, Baetidae. Bases 1 to 3408 code for a protein of 1135 amino acids.
AUGAGCAAGUUCAGCUUCCUUGAGCAGAGUGAGCAGAGCUUGCUCAUGCUCCUCGAGCAGGUUGAGCAAGAAAAAGCAGAACGACAAGCACCACCACUAGAAGCUGAAGCAAGCACAAGCACGGCCGAGCAGACAAGCACCACCAAUGAACCACCUACAAGCACGACCGAGCAGACAAGCACCACCACUGAAGCAACCACAAGCACGGCCGAGCAGACAAGCACCACCACUGAAGCAACCACAAGCACUGCCGAACAGACAAGCACCACCACUGAACCAACUACAAGCACGACCGAACAAACGACAAGCACCACCACUGAAGCAACUACAAGCACGGCCGAACAGACAAGCACCACCACUGAACCAACUACAAGCACGGCAGAACAAACGACAAGCACCACCACUGAAGCAACAACAAGCACGGUUGAACAGACAAGCACCACCACUGAAGCAACUACAAGCACGGCCGAACAGACAAGCACCACCACUGAACCAACUACAAGCACGACCGAACAAACGACAAGCACCACCACUGAAGCAACUACAAGCACGGCCGAACAGACAAGCACCACCACUGAAGCACCCACAAGCACGGCCGAACAGACAAGCACCACCACUGAAGCAACUACAAGCACGGCAGAACAGACAAGCACCACCACUGAACCAACAACAAGCACGACCGAACAAACGACAAGCACCACCACUGAAGCAACUACAAGCACGGCAGAACAGACAAGCACCACCACUGAACCAACAACAAGCACGACCGAACAAACGACAAGCACCACCACUGAAGCAACCACAAGCACUGCCGAACAGACAAGCACCACCACUGAACCAACUACAAGCACGGCCGAACAGACAAGCACCACCACUGAACCAACAACAAGCACGGCCGAACAGACAAGCACCACCACUGAACCAACUACAAGCACGGCCGAACAAACGACAAGCACCACCACUGAACCAACUACAAGCACGGCAGAACAGACAAGCACCACCACUGAACCAACAACAAGCACGGUAGAACAGACAAGCACCACCACUGAAGCAACUACAAGCACGGCAGAACAGACAAGCACCACCACUGAACCAACAACAAGCACGACCGAACAAACGACAAGCACCACCACUGAAGCAACUACAAGCACGGCAGAACAGACAAGCACCACCACUGAACCAACAACAAGCACGACCGAACAAACGACAAGCACCACCACUGAAGCAACUACAAGCACGGCCGAACAGACAAGCACCACCACUGAACCAACUACAAGCACGACCGAACAAACGACAAGCACCACCACUGAAGCAACUACAAGCACGGCCGAACAGACAAGCACCACCACUGAACCAACAACAAGCACGGUAGAACAGACAAGCACCACCACUGAAGCAACUACAAGCACGGCAGAACAGACAAGCACCACCACUGAACCAACAACAAGCACGACCGAACAAACGACAAGCACCACCACUGAAGCAACUACAAGCACGGCCGAACAGACAAGCACCACCACUGAACCAACUACAAGCACGGCCGAACAAACGACAAGCACCACCACUGAAGCAACUACAAGCACGGCCGAACAGACAAGCACCACCACUGAACCAACUACAAGCACGGCCGAACAAACGACAAGCACCACCACUGAACCAACUACAAGCACGGCAGAACAGACAAGCACCACCACUGAACCAACUACAAGCACGACCGAACAAACGACAAGCACCACCACUGAAGCAACAACAAGCACGGCUGAACAGACAAGCACCACCACUGAAGAAACUACAAUCACGACCGAACAAACGACAAGCACCACCACUGAACCAACUACAAGCACGGCUGAACAGACAAGCACCACCACUGAACCAACAACAAGCACGGUAGAACAGACAAGCACCAGCACUGAAGCAACGACAAGCACGGCUGAACAGACAAGCACCACCACUGAAGAAACUACAAUCACGACCGAACAAACGACAAGCACCACCACUGAACCAACUACAAGCACGGCUGAACAGACAAGCACCACCACUGAACCAACAACAAGCACGGUAGAACAGACAAGCACCACCACUGAACCAACGACAAGCACGGCCGAACAGACAAGCACCACCACUGAAGCCACUACAAGCACGACCGAACAAACGACAAGCACCACCACUGAAGCAACAACAAGCACUGCCGAACAGACAAGCACCACCACUGAAGCACCCACAAGCACGGCCGAACAGACAAGCACCACCACUGAACCAACUACAAGCACGACCGAACAAACGACAAGCACCACCACUGAAGCAACAACAAGCACGGUUGAACAGACAAGCACCACCACUGAAGCAACUACAAGCACGGCCGAACAAACGACAAGCACCACCACUGAACCAACUACAAGCACGGCCGAACCGACAAGCACCACCACUGAAGCACCCACAAGCACGGCCGAACAGACAAGCACCACCACUGAACCAACUACAAGCACGACCGAACAAACGACAAGCACCACCACUGAAGCAACAACAAGCACGGCUGAACAGACAAGCACCACCACUGAAGAAACGACGAGCACGGCCGAGCUUACCAGCACUACAACUUAUGCUACGACACCGACAUUAGAGACAACAAUAACCACAGUCGAGCUAUCAUCAACAACGAAAGUACCAACAACAGCAACAACCAAAGCCUCAUCAACCACUGCCGUUUUGACAACAAUCACGGCCAGACCUCCGCCAGUGUCCCCGCCUAAAAAUUGCCCUGCUCCCCAUUACAAGUGCUGCAAGAAUCGGCCGAAAAAACUGGUUCUCUACAACGAAUCUGAUAGGAAGUGCGGCGUGACCAAAGAAGCCCUGAACGCGUUCAACGUCUUCUCGCUGAACAAGCAGCAACUUCUCCUUAAUUCUCCGGCCAAUUCGAUCCGCUUCCGAAGUCAUCAGGUCAAACUUGCCUUUGGCAAAAAUGCCUGCUUCGUCAAUUGUUACUUGAUGAAAAAGGAAAUUAUUUCCGGACACUACGUAAUCAACGAGGCCAAGCUGACCCAUUUCCUGACCUUCCGGCAAAAGGACAACACGUGGAAGUCGAUCAUUUCGGCAGCAGUGUCCGAAUGCUUGUCCACUGUCCAAGCUCUUCACAUUCCUGACUUUAUCUGGCAAAAACACAAAUGUCCUGGAAAGGCGUUCGUCGUGGUGCAGUGCGUUCUCCUCAGAAUGAUCCACAGUUGCCCAAGUAUAGUGCCGAGCAAAUCGUGCAAGAGGAAGUACAAAUUGUUCAAUAAAUGCUACCCAAAUAUUUUGAAACGAUCAAGGCGGCACAGGCAGUACGACGGUGACGAAGACUUUGCGGAGUACGAAGAGCUGCAGCCAUCUCUGGCAAUCUUUUCUGCUUCAGAAGAUUUUAUUGAGAGUUAA